Messenger RNA from Melanotaenia boesemani (Boeseman's rainbowfish), 3091 nucleotides. It is a transcript of the gene prkg2, whose product is annotated as protein kinase cGMP-dependent 2. The record is from RefSeq and is a predicted model, not a curated record. Lineage: Eukaryota; Metazoa; Chordata; Actinopteri; Atheriniformes; Melanotaeniidae. Gene Ontology annotation, biological process: protein phosphorylation. Gene Ontology annotation, molecular function: ATP binding; cGMP-dependent protein kinase activity.
CGGACGUGGGAACGCAUCAUUUCUGCGGUGGAGUCGCUCCCCGUGGUCAUCUGAAGGCUCCCACGCGGUGAUCAGCAUCAGCUCUUUUGUUUGGGUCACACUUCCAGCCUCCUCCCAACGGUUAUAGAUGACCUUUGUGAUAAACACCAUGGAGGUUUCUUUUCAAUCACUUCACUUUUAAUCUCUUGCUAACUCAGACAAUAAAAUGGGGAAUGGUUCGGUGAAAUCAAAGCGAUACAAACACACCGACGGCUCUGCUUCAGCUUCCAACGGCCCAGCCAGUAAAGAUCACUGUGCCGAGUUCAAAAACGCAUCUCUGGACUCCCUGAGAGCUCGUGUGGAAGAGUUGGAGCAAGAAGGCAAGAGGAAGGAUGAGGAGCUCUCAGCCAAAGAGCAGCAGAUCCAAGAACUUCAGGAGCAGCUGACCAAACAGAUGCUGGUUCUGUCCGAGCUGAGCGACGAACUGCAGAACAAGUGCCUACAGCUCAACAAGCUACAGGACGCCAUGAAGAGCGGGGCAGGUCUGGCUUCACGGCCCCCUUCGGUCAAAGCGGGCGGCAAGAGCAGCCCCAACCUCAGCGUACGCAUCAAGGAAAUAAACAGGAGAAAAGGCGCCAAAGCUGGAGUGUCUGCCGAACCCACGUCCAGGACGUAUGACUCAAGCAGCCUGCCAAAGUUCUCCUUUGAAAAGGCUCGGGUACCAAAGGAUGCAAGUGUAAAGAAGCUGCUGACAGAUGCCCUGAACAAUAACCAGUACCUGAAGCGACUGGAGCUGCAGCAGAUCAAAGACAUGGUGGAGUGCAUGUACGAGCGCACCUACCAGCAGGGAGAGUACGUCAUCAAGCAGGGAGAGCCUGGAAACCAUCUGUUUGUCCUGGCAGACGGAAAGCUGGAUGUGUUUCAAAAGAACAAACUGCUCACAUCGAUACCACUGUGGACCACGUUUGGGGAAUUAGCCAUUCUCUACAACUGCACUCGGACGGCAUCAGUGCGAGCCGGGAACAAAGUCAGGACGUGGGCUUUGGACAGGGAAGCGUUCCAGAACAUCAUGAGGAGGACAGCUGAGACGCGACACGAACAGUACCGCAACUUCCUCCGGAGUGUUUCCCUUUUGGCUAAUCUACCAGAGGACAAGCUCAGCAAAAUAGUGGACUGCCUCGAGGUGGAAUAUUAUGACAAAGGAGAGUAUGUCAUCCGGGAGGGAGAAGAGGGCAGCACCUUCUACAUUAUCGCACAGGGAAAGGUGAAGGUGACCCAAACCACUGAGGCCAACAAGCUGCCGCAGAUCAUCAAUACGCUGCAGAAGGGGGACUACUUCGGAGAAAAAGCACUCAUAAGUGACGAUGUCCGGUCAGCCAAUAUUGUUGCAGAUGAGAACGGGGUGGAGUGCCUCAUCAUCGACAGAGAAACAUUUGAUCAGACGGUGGGUAACUUCAAUGAGCUGCAGAAGCACCUCCAAGGCUACGUGGCGACACUCGAUCGUGAUGAUAAGAAGAGACAUGCCAAGAAGUCAUUGUCUCGUCACCAGAGUCAACCACUGUCUCCUGACUAUAUGCAGCUGAAGGACAUGGUGUCUGCGUUCUCGUCGUCCAGACCCUUCAAUCACCUGGAAGUCAUUGCUACUCUUGGGGUUGGUGGUUUUGGACGCGUGGAGCUGGUGCAAGUGAGGGGCGAAGACAUCACGUUCGCACUGAAGAUCAUCAAGAAGCAGCACGUUGUGGAGAACAGGCAGGAAGAGCACAUCCACUCAGAGAGGAGGAUCCUCGCCGAGGCACGCUCACCUUUCGUUGUCAAACUGUAUCGCACCUUCAAGGAUAACAAAUAUGUGUACAUGCUGCUGGAGGCCUGUUUGGGUGGAGAAAUCUGGAGUUUGCUCAGAGACAGGGGGAGCUUCGAUGAGCCCACUGCCAAAUUCUGUGUUGGCUGUGUGACAGAAGCCUUCGAGUACCUUCAUCGUAAAGGUGUGCUCUACAGAGAUUUGAAGCCUGAGAAUCUCAUGCUGGAUGCAGAGGGAUUCAUCAAACUGGUUGACUUUGGUUUUGCUAAGAAGAUAAGAUGUGGCCAGAAGACUUGGACGUUCUGUGGCACACCGGAGUACGUAGCUCCAGAGAUCAUCCUCAACAAAGGCCACAACUUUAGCGUGGACUUUUGGUCCCUGGGCAUCCUGGUGUUCGAGCUUCUUACUGGCAGUCCUCCAUUCUCAGGAAGUGACCAAAUGAUGACAUACACGUUCAUCUUAAAAGGCAUAGAGAAGAUGGACUUCCCAAAGAAGGUCACCAGGAGGCCUGAGGACCUCAUACGCAAGCUGUGCAGGAAGAAUCCGUCAGAGCGACUGGGCAAUCUCAAAAAUGGAAUAACCGACAUCAAGAAGCACAGGUGGUUUAAUGGCUUCAACUGGGAGGGGCUGAAGGCAAGGACGUUAACAUCUCCACUGAAAAGAGAGCUCACAGGACCUACAGAUCACAGUUACUUUGACAACUACCCUCCAGAUGAGGACAGUCCUCCUGAAGAGCUGUCUGGUUGGGACAUGGACUUCUGAAUGUAACUCUCCCAACAUUUCUAUGUUGAUGACAAAACCUCAUUGGGCAAAGUGGGUUUUCAGGUGACUGUAUAUGACAGUUGGCUAAAGGUGAGGCCAAUGGGGGGACUUACUGUACAGUUAACAAGCCAACAAUUAAACAUAUGUGGGAUAAUCCUCCUUUGAGUUUGACUGUGAAGUUAAACUACAGGUUAAGUAACCACCAGUGCCCUUACGGUUGAUAAAUCUGACUGAUACUCUCACUAAAAAAAUACAAUGGCUUGCAGAGAGUAGUACAGUAAAAUGGUUUGUUAGCAUUGAAGCUAACCUCAAGAGGAUAAAGCUAUUGAGGUUUUCACUCAUAUACUCAAUGUGAACAGUGGAUGGGAAAUAACUUAGUCCAAUACUUCUCGCUGCAUUAUAGUUAUACAAAGUUAAACCAGCUUGGACCUAUAACCUGUCCUGUCCUGCAUCAUGUCAGCAGAAUGAUGGUCUGCCUACCGUAUUGUGUUUAACUAAUUUACUCUGCCAAGAGGAGCCUUUUAGAUAUGGGGCUCCCCUUGAAUCUCAAAU